Molecule: messenger RNA, 2283 nt
Organism: Populus euphratica (Euphrates poplar)
Lineage: Eukaryota; Viridiplantae; Streptophyta; Magnoliopsida; Malpighiales; Salicaceae
Product: basic helix-loop-helix (bHLH) DNA-binding superfamily protein
Exons: 3
Coding region: 1118-1837 (239 amino acids)
Molecular function (GO): protein dimerization activity
Source: RefSeq, a predicted model, not a curated record
UUGGCUUUGUAUCCAAACAUUUACCCUUCUAUAUACAUACCUAUAUGUUUUUGUUUCAUUUAAAUUUGUUUCUUUCUUUACUUUGGCUAUGCAAGGAUUGACAGUUUUUUUUUAUAAGUAAACCUUUUAGGUUACUGAUUUGGCCCUUAGAAGCUAGGAUUUUCUUUGUCGGUGAUGUAAUUACUACUAUGAUUUUUUGUGUUAGUUCUGGAAUUUUAGUUGGUUUUGUUCUGAUCUUUUUUUGGGGGUUAUGCUCUGCUUGUUUGCUGCCAAGAGCGUUGAAGAAAGUGAAGGGAACUAAUAUAUUUUUUAUUUUUAGUAGAGGAUUUGUUUUGUCUGCUAAAACCUUGCUAUGAAUUUUGACAUGGGGUUGUAUUCUCUUUGGUGUUUAUGAUUCAUUAUAGAUUGAUAUCGCACUUCAUCUUGAAUAUUUAUCUGCUAAAUAAUAAUAACAUUUAUUAUUUGCAUUUAUUUGUGUAUUAUGUGAUCAGUAUCGACAGUGAGAGGAAAUUCUUAUUUUUACACUUGGAGGAGAGCAACAUGCCGUGGACUUCUUCUUUUGUGAACUAUAGCAGGAACUGUGUUCGCUUGGUGGUCUUCUUUCGUGUCAUACUGUAAAUUUGUUUGUUUUUGUGCAGGCAAUUGUUUUGUAAGUUCUGAAGAAACUCUUGUAUUUAGGGUGGUUUGAAUUCGAAAGUGGUGUUUAGGAGUGAGAAUGUACAUUGCGGUAACCAUAAAGAGAUAUCGAGCUGUGAAGGGAGUAGGGGAGAUUAAAAUGAGCGUUGGGAUUACUGCAUAUUAUCAAGUGAUGCAAAUUUGUCAGGCUGAGUAUUUCCGCCAGUUACUUAAGCCUGUUACGUAGUCUAGUCUUACAAAGCUCCAGUCGUUGGGAUUUGGGACGGCUUUUGUUGGUUAUACAUUAGACAGGGAUAAAGAAUUUGAUUCUGGUGGUUCAUUUUGGAUAGGCAGCUCUUUUAUGCCAGGAUGGCAGUAACUUGAUUUGCUAUAUAGUCUUUUCAUCAGCUUAGAUCUUCAUCACUUGAAUACUGAAUAAUUGCCAAUAGGAGACCCAAAAUCCAUUACUAUUGCAAAAUUGUUGAUUGAAGAAAAACAUCUGAUGCAUAGUGAUCGGUACUUCCGCUCGAAAGAGGCAAUGCCCCCACUUACAAAUCAAGUUGACAAUAAUAACAUGCAUUUUCCAGUCGCAACUACUUUUUCUGCAGUUCAACCUCUAGCUGCAAAGCACUUGAUGCCUGUGCAUGGAAUUGAAUUUCAAUCUUCAGAGAUUCGUCCGAGGAAAUUCAUUAUUUUUGAUCAAGCUGAUCACCGAAGCCAGGUUAUGUACAAUCCUGCAGUUGCCCACAAUCAUGGUGGUCCUGGCUUUGAUAUCCAUCCAACCUACAUCCAAGAGAAUUUUGAAAGGACAGACACCUACAAUGUUGAAAGAGAAAUUUCAUCAUCUCUGAAGGAAGAUUCAGAUGAUAUUGAUGCAUUAAUGAGUUUGGAAGAGGAAGAUCCAGAAGAGUGUGAUGGGGAAGAGGUCAGCACUGCACGCACCUGCAGAAAUUAUGGAAGUAGCUCCCCCGAUUCUUGCUCCAGUUAUGGUGCAAAACCCAUGAAAAAUGGAUCUUCUGUCCAGAAGUGCUCUAGCAGUGGUAGCAGCUCUAACAGUGAGAGGAAACGGCAGAAAAUGAAGAAAAUGGUGAAGACAUUGAGAGGUAUUGUACCUGGUGGCGACCAAAUGAAUACUGUUACUGUUCUAGAUGAAGCUGUCAGGUACCUCAAAUCUCUCAAAGUCGAAGUGCAAAAGCUUGGGGUUGGCAAUUUCAAGAACUAAACUUGAACUUAAUCUCCGUGGUAAAUGUGCUUUAUUUUUAACAUAUCCGCAUCCUGUUCUCAAGUUGGUUAUCUCCUCUCUCGUGUUAAGUUGGAAUUUAGACGGAGGAGGGUAUUGGCAGCUCACGAGGUGUUCAACCUUCCCCAACUAUUUAGCAUAGGGGCGCUGCAUAGUGAUGGCAUGGUGGUUAGUCCCUCGAAUUCUUCUAUAAAACGUUUUACUGUGAUCUCUUCAAUAGAAGGAAGAGUGGGGGCGUUCGAAUAAACUUGCAGUAUCUGUACUUUUUCCUGCCUGUCAGUUAUUCUGUCCAGCAUGUUACAGCUAUUGUGGUUUUAUUUCGUGUUGUACUCUAAAUAUAACUAAAUGCUAUGCUCCUCCUUUAUGAGAGCUUCAUAUGGAUCUUUUUGUUUGAGCAUUUGCUUAUAGAUAUCGGUUUUAUUCGGUGC